AGCCUGGAGCCUUGCCCGAGCCCAAGCGACUAAGCGCAUCAAGCCAUGCUGGACCUGAUCACCAUCUUCUCAGCCGUGGGGUUGCAGCAGGAGCUGGGUGCGGAGGGUCGCACGAAGGAUCUCGUGAUUCGUCCUGAAGACUCGUCAGAGGGCAGCUUUGUGGAGGAAGCUGCGGGGCAACUUGCGGCUGUCUUCGACCGCCUUGACACUGUUUUGGCCCAGGGCGUCAGCGCCAUCAUCGGUGACGGAUCUGAGAAGGAGCCGGCCAUGCCAGAGAAGAAGCUUUGAGCAGCGCAUAGCUCUGGAUUCGGAGCUCGCUUCCCUUGGCGCUGCUUGCUCGAUACAUUGCUUCACGCCUGGCUGUACAUAGAUCCCACAAGCAGAGUGACUCAGAGUGGUAGAGCGCACCAUCAGGG
Effrenium voratum is the source of this 416-nucleotide messenger RNA. The record is from the annotation of a GenBank genome assembly. Lineage: Eukaryota; Dinophyceae; Suessiales; Symbiodiniaceae.